GGUGUCACCAAGCUGUGUCUCCUGUUAUUUGUGGACGCGCGAGAUCGGAACCCUGUCUGUAUCGUUAGGUCCUGCACACCACCCCGCACCCACCCCCCCCCCACCCCACCCGUGACUGGCAGGCCCGGCGCACGUGACGGGCGGGGGUGGCGAUGGCGAGCGGCCCAUGUUUGCGGUACUGCUGCUGCGGGGAAAGAGAGGGCCGUAGCCCGGAGGAGCUGACUAUUCUGGGAGAGACACAUGAGGAAGAGGAUGAAAUUCUGCCAAGGAAAGAUUAUGAGAGUUUGGAUUAUGAUAAAUGCAUCAAUGAGCCAUAUCUGGAGGUGCUCGAAACACUGGAUAACAAGAAAGUCAGAAGAUGCGAGGUGGUUAAAUGGAUCCUGGUAUUUUCUAUCGGUGCCUGCACUGGUUUGGUUGGACUAUUCAUCGAUUACUUUGUUCAUCUCUUCUCAGACCUCAAAUACCAAAUCAUUGGAAAAUCGGUGGACGAUUGCAGUGAGAGGGGAUGUCUUGCACUCUCCCUCCUUGAGCUCCUUGCAUUCAACAUGGGUUUUGUUUUCCUGGCUAGUCUGUUUGUCUUGAUUGAGCCAGUUGCAGCUGGAUCAGGAAUUCCUGAAAUCAAAUGUUAUCUAAAUGGGGUAAAGAUCCCUGGAAUUGUGAGACUGCGGACCCUGGUCUGUAAAGCAGUGGGCGUGUUGUUCUGUGUGGCUGGAGGAUUAUUUGUAGGUAAGGAAGGUCCAAUGAUUCACAGUGGAGCAGUGGUGGGAGCAGGUCUUCCUCAGUUCCAAAGCAUCACUUUCCACAAGAUCCAGUUCAACUUCCCAUAUUUCCGCAGUGACAGGGACAAACGGGAUUUUGUGUCAGCAGGCGCGGCGGCGGGGGUUGCAGCAGCAUUCGGGGCUCCAAUCGGAGGGACGUUAUUCAGUUUGGAGGAGGGAUCCUCAUUCUGGAACCAGGCGCUAACGUGGAAAGUGCUCUUCUGCUCAAUGUCUGCUGCAUUCACAUUGAACCUCUUCCGCUCGGGUAUCCGUUAUGGGAGCUGGGGUUCCUUCCAGCUACCUGGAUUGCUCAACUUUGGCGAGUUCAAGUGUGCAGAUGGAGACAAGAAGUGUCAUUUGUGGACAGCAGUGGACCUGGCCUUCUUCAUCUUAAUGGGUGUGAUUGGUGGACUCUUGGGAGCAAUGUUUAAUUGUCUGAAUAGGAGGCUUGCGAAGUACCGCAUGCGCAACGUGCACCCUAAGGCCAAGUUUGUCCGGAUUCUGGAGAGUCUACUGGUUGCUAUGGUGACAACAAUGGUCGUAUUUAUAGCCUCCAUGACCCUAGGAGAAUGUCGUGACAUCCCUUCGCAACAGCAUAGCAAUAACACAGCACUACAACUUUCUGAGCGGACUGUAAAUUCCAGCAUCAAGACCUUCUUCUGUCCUAACCAAACCUACAAUGACAUGGCCACGCUUUUCUUCAACCCCCAAGAGACUGCCAUUCUUCAACUCUUCCACCAGGAUGGAACCUUCAGUCCAGUCACUCUGAGCAUUUUCUUUGUUCUGUAUUUUCUUCUGGCCUGCUGGACAUAUGGUGUGUCGGUCCCCAGUGGGCUUUUCGUGCCCUCGCUUCUUUGUGGAGCUGCCUAUGGUCGACUUGUAGCAAAUGUUCUAAAAACGUUUAUUGGAAUGACGCACAUUUAUUCCGGGACCUUUGCUUUGGUUGGGGCGGCUGCAUUCCUUGGUGGAGUGGUCCGAAUGACCAUCAGUCUCACGGUCAUUCUCAUUGAAUCAACUAACGAAAUCACAUAUGGAUUGCCAAUCAUGGUAACACUGAUGGUUGCAAAAUGGACAGGUGAUUUCUUCAAUAAAGGGAUCUAUGAUUUGCAUGUGGAUCUCCGUGGUGUACCUUUACUUGAGUGGGAGACUGAGGCUGAAAUGGAUAAACUGACAGCCAGUGAUAUCAUGGAGCCAAAUUUAACCUACGUCUAUCCUCACACCCGGAUUCAGUCACUGGUCAGUAUUCUGCGCACCACAGCACAUCAUGCAUACCCUGUGGUCACGGAGAACAGAGGGAAUGAGAAGGAAUUCAUGAAGGGAAAUAUCCUCAUCAGCAACAACAUUAAAUUUAAGAAAUCAAGUAUCCUAACUCGAGCUGGGGAGCAACGUAAGCGGAGCCAAUCGAUGAAAUCCUAUCCUUCCAGUGAGCUGAGGAACAUGUGUGAUGAGCUGGUGACGACUGAGGUUGCUGAAAAUGGAGAGGACAUGUUGCAGCAGAUGUUAGAACGCAGACAUCCCCCUUAUCCAAAUCUUUAUCCAGACCAGUCUCCCAGUGAAGAAUGGACAAUGGAAGAGCGUUUUCGACCUUUAACUUUCCAUGGUCUUAUUCUGAGAUCUCAGCUGGUUACACUACUUGUGCGUGGUGUUUGCUACUCAGAGACCCAGUCAAGUUCCACCCAACCACGACUAUCCUAUUUGGAGAUGACUGAAGAUUAUCCACGAUAUCCUGAUGUUCAUGACCUUGACCUGACCCUCCUCAACCCACGCAUGAUUGUGGACAUUACACCUUACAUGAAUCCUUGUCCUUACACGGUCUCACCAAACACGCACGUGUCUCAGGUCUUCAACCUGUUCCGCACCAUGGGAUUGAGACAUCUGCCAGUGGUCAAUGCUGUGGGAGAGAUUGUUGGAAUCAUCACACGACACAAUUUAAGCCACGAUUUUCUAUCAAUGAAACUGCGGCAGCACAAUAUGACAAUGUGACUUUCGUCCUCACUGUGCAACAUUCCAGAAUCUUCUUCCCUGCACUGCAAUGACUUUGAUUUUCAGGGCCAUUUAAUGAGACAGGACAUUCAUCGGUGCCUAUAUCCUGCUCGUUCACCUGCCAACAAGCGACAGCCACUGAAAGAUCUUGGCUCUGCCAUUAACGUAUAAUUUGCAGCACUACUUGCACCUAUUUAAAAUAGACGAUACUGAUUUUGUUAAUUGUGGAUUUAACUGCAGUGUUUGUAUGUCUAUUCCUGUGAACUUGGAAGCAGUGAAAAGGAAUGAUUGCUUUUAUAUUAGCUUAGCUUCUACAGUUGGACCUGCAGCAGUUCAAGGAUUUUGCAGCACAUAAUGUUAGGUGAAUACUUUGUUUUGCAGUUCGUUGACUUUGCACAGUACUUUGUUGUCAGUCAGGUCAGUAUCAAAAGGACUGGUCUGGAAAAGACAAACAUAAAAGCACUAACAAAACAAAAUUCAGAGGUACUUACUAACCAGGUACAUCAGAAAUAAUUAACAGACUUCAACUUCACUUUUAUGGAACUAUGCACCUACACCCCGGGUUUCUUUGUUUGACAACACUCUAUAGGCCCCUUCCAUUAACUGUAUAAGUCCUGCCCUCGAUUGACUUACCAAAAUGGAACACCUCGCAUUUAUCUAAAUUAAAUUCCACCUGCCAUUCCUCAGCCCAUUGGCCCAUCUGCUCAAGGUCCCAUUGUACUUUGAGCCUUCUUCACUGUCCACUACACCACCUAUUUUGGUCUCAUUUUCAAAUUUGCUAACAUGCUUCCUAUAAUCACAUCCAGAUCAUUUAAAUAAAUGAAGAAAAGUAGUAGACUCAGCACAGAUCCUUGUAGCAUACUGCUGGUCACAGGCCUCCAGUCCAAAAAGCAACCCUCACACCACCCUCUGUCUCUUACCUUCAAGCCAAUUGGCUAGCUUGCCCUGGAGACCAUGUGAUCUAACUUUUUAACAAGUCUACUGUGUAUAACCUUCUCAAAUGCUUUGCUGAAGUUCAUAUAAAGUCUACUGCUCUGCCUUCAUCAGUCUUUUUCACCUAUUUAAGAAAACUCAAGUCAGUGAGACACAAUUUCCCAUGCACAAAGCCAUGUUAACUAUCCAUAAUCAGUCCUUGCCUUUCGAAAAGCAUGUAAAUCUUGUCCCUCAAAAUCCCCUCCAACAACUUAGCCACCAUUGAUAUAAGGCUCACCAUUCUAUAGUUCCUUUGAUUUUCCUUAGUCUUUUGUAAACAAUGGAACCACAUUAGCCAACCUCCAGUCUUCAGGCACUCACCCGUAGCUGUUGAUGAUGCAGAUAUCUCAGCAAGGGCCCCAGCAAUCUGUUCCCUAACUUCUCAUAAAGUUCUGGGAAACGCCUGAUCAGGUGCCAGGGAUUUAUCUGCCUUUAUGCAUUUUAAGAUCUCCAGCACCUUAUCUCUUCUGUAAUUUUAGCUCUUUCAAGCAGGUAGACAGGGUGGUGAUGAAGGCGUUUGGCACGCUUGCCUUCAUUGGUCUGACGUUAUGUAGGAGUUGGGACAUCAUGUUGAGGGUAACUUUUUCACAUAGAUGAUGGUGCGUGUAUGUACAGGCUGCCAGUGGAAGUGGUGGAGGCGGAAACAGUUGCAUCAUUUAAAAGGCAUCUCGAUGAGUAUACGAAUAGGAGGGUUUGAAGGGAUAUUGGUCAAAUUCUGGCAAAUGGGACCAUGUCAGUUGGGAUGUCUGGCUGGCCGAGUUGGACCAAAUAGUCUGUUACUGUGUUGUAACUCUGACUUAACACCAACUAUUCUCCCAAUUCUUUUGCAUUUUGUACAAACUCUAAAACUGCAAAUAGAUUCAUUGAUGUAGUAAUUCUGCAGGGAAUUUUGUUCAUGUGCACAAACCUGGGGAUUAGUUUGAACAGUGCAGUCAGAAAAUGCUGACGAUACUUUUGAAGCUAUUUGAGGUGAAAUUCUAACUGCUGAAGGACCUGCUGCAGAUUUCCAGCAUUAACAAUUUGUUUCAUUUUGGAAUGGAACAGACUCCUGAUUGGAGAAGUUUCUGUUGCCAUUAGUAACCACUACAGUUCAGUCAAGCUUUGUCGUAAUACUCUUGCUGUGAUCUCCAUGGCAACAUGAUUUGUUUCUAACUUGGUAUCCACAGCUUCCCCCAGUUGGUACAAAUGAUGUGCAGAUGACACUAUUACAAUGAAAAAUAUUAUUGAUCUCUGAUCAAAUUCAAGGUAAAAUAAUUGGCAGAUGUGAAAUUAGUAGUAUUGGGAUCAGUGUAAUGAUGCACCCAAAUGAAUUCUUUGAUUUCCCAGAAGUUGUAUUUUAGCAGAGUUCUCAGUACAACAGCCCAGGGUGAGGGGCUAAGGAGUGAAGUGAUUGAAAACGAUAUUUGUUAAUGCACUUAAGAAUGUGACAAAAGCUGAUAGAAUCAUCAAGAAAAUGAAACUCCUCAUUACGGAUUCUUGUGAAGUUAUUUGGAACCCAGCAAGUUGCCUUUUCUUGGUAUUUCACCUGGCCGUAGUAUUGUGGAACUCGUCCUUUCGCCUGGGAUUCUCGAUAAUGAAUUAAGCCAUUAAAUUUAUGCAUCCAAUGAGGGCAGAGUGAAUCUGUUAUCCUCCUUUUUAUAAGUUCAGAUACUUAAAGGAAAACAAUUCCAUGUUUUACAAUUACUUUUAGAGAAGCAAACUACGUAUGUGGAGGAUUAAAGUACACAAAGGGAACUCAGAUUAGCAGCUCAUAAAUGAAAGGGAAAGGCUAUUGGAACCUUCACUCGGGAUUGUAUUGUGAAUUAAAAAAAAAAAAAAAAUUCCUUAUUUGAUGCGGUUGAAUGUUUGUCUUUGACAGUCUCAACAUGGUUGGAACCUCGGGAAAAAGUUUGAUUUGGGACUUAGCUUAAGUCACAUUGAAAAGCAGAAUGGUUUAUUAAAAAUGUUAUUUUUGCCUUUCGUGAUAUUCCCUACACCUAAUUGCCCAUUGCUGUUUCCUGAGAUCAAUGUAUAGUCAUUGAUCAUUUUGACAAUAUUAUGAAAUAACUGAGUAACACUUGGCAAUUUAAAAUACUGUAUGAGUCAGUAGUAUUUGUUCAUUUGUGUUUCAGAAAUGCUCCUGGUUAUGAUGAGCUUAGAACUCAUCUUCUGUAAGAGAUAAAAGUAAAAUGUUCCUUAGUUUUGGCACACUAAAUGUAAAUGAUCUUGGAGCUAUUUAAUGCAAAGUGCUCCCUUGAGUCUUGUUUUUACUUGUGGGACAUUGCAGACCAGCAGUGUUCUGUUUAGGACUUAGUCUGUGUGUUAAUGUCUAUACAAUUUCUGAGACAGGGGCCAAGUUUAGUUUUAAUUUGGAUUUGAAAUAUUUCAGGCAGAAUUGGAUUGGAACUGUGUACCAUAGUGCUCAGAGACUGUGUGCACCACGGAGCAUUUGGAUUCCACAUUGUCAUUAAUAUGGAUAUUUGGAGCUACUGAUCCAUAUUGCCACUUCAAUUAGUAUUUAUUCAUCACAGGCUAGAGUACGAAACACAGCUCUUUCCAAACCUUCAAGCCCAUAAUAUUCAAGGAGAAGAAAGCAUGAAGCUUUCAGGUCCACAAACCUGACUUGGGCUGUAGUCUCUGGCCUGUGUUAAAAUUGUCUAUGAAAGCUGAAAUAUUCAGUAUAGUGGGUGAUACCAUUAUUGCUGUGAUUGGAGUAUUAUCACAUUGUUGUAUUUGCACUUACUAUUUGAUAUGAGCUAAUUAUUUCACAUGGGAAAGGUUCUAAGGCCAAAUAUAAUUCUCAUUUUAUUUUUUUAUUCCAUGUUUUUAAAAUUUCUGUUUCUGUAAUGAUCUUUAUUUCAAAAUUUAGAUUAAGUUGUAAUAAACAUUCCCAUUUGUGAUCCUGCAAA
Messenger RNA from Rhincodon typus (whale shark), 6601 nucleotides. RefSeq names its product chloride channel 6 (gene clcn6). NCBI's taxonomy places the organism in Eukaryota, Metazoa, Chordata, Chondrichthyes, Orectolobiformes, Rhincodontidae. Gene Ontology annotation, cellular component: lysosomal membrane; intracellular membrane-bounded organelle. The transcript is spliced from 23 exons. Gene Ontology annotation, biological process: transmembrane transport; chloride transport. The coding region runs from base 153 to 2741 and encodes 862 amino acids. The record is from RefSeq and is a predicted model, not a curated record. Gene Ontology annotation, molecular function: voltage-gated chloride channel activity.